AUGGAUACUUCUGAAUCCACAAAUAAAGACGCCAAAGACCCGUCUCCAGCCGAAUCAUUGCAAUCCGACCGCUUACCUGAAAAUACCGAGCCAAGUGCUUCUCGUCCAAAUACAGAGUCACCGUACACAAGUGCUUCUCCCUUUACAGAAACAAGUAUAAGCAGAGGCCAGACACCAGACGCGUCCGAUUUUUACGCCAGCGAUGACUCCUACUCGGACCUGAGGCAGACCCCUGAUGCUAGCGAUGAUGAAGCUAACAAAAGGCAGGGAAAUCUAUUAGCGGUGGAGAGGGCUACAAAACGAAGCCGCACGGACUCAGAUGAUUACGAUCCACAGAACCCAGCAGGAGUAAGAAAAGAGAAAGUCCGGAAGAGAGUAGCCGGAAAAGUUAUUGAGAAGCUCUGGUCUGUUCUAGAUCGAGACUCUUUCAAGUCAUUCGAGAACCUAUGCGAUAUGUCUCUGAACAAAGUUCUUGAGCGGUAUGGAACCAGUCCUGCCCAACGACCCAAAGUCAUGGAGGCUCAGCGCAUUCUUGCUAACCACUGGAUUAGCGAAAGGAACCCACGUUCAUUUUUGGCUCGGCUCAGCGUAACUAAACUACCGCCUCUCAAGUCGCUACAUGUGAGAAUGAAGGGAUCGGAGACCGUUAAUUAUGAUCCGCUCAGUAUUGAUAGCGUACUUCACAAAAAGGCAAUGUGUGAAGCAUAUCUUCUGGCGGAACUUAAACAGCUAGAAAGCUUAGAGUCGAACUUCCGUGCUUUGCAAUCUACAUAUGAGCUGGACUCCAAGUAUCUUCAUGACUUCAAGAAAACAACAAGUUCUUUACAGGCACAAAAUGCAGCUGAAAAGCUGGAGAAAAUGAAGCAGCUACAUUUGGAUGGGAUUCCCUCUCUUACUAAAAAUGUUCACUUGGAGGCACAACCCCAACUGGGAAGCUUGAGCGGGUUUCUGCCGAAUAAGGAUGAAGAAGUUCUGCUUCUACUACAGAAUAUUAACAAAAUAAUCGACGACAAAAGAGAACCCAUGCGACAAAUGUUGGAGUCCUGCGACCAACUUGACGUUAUCCUGAGCAAACUCAACAGCUGA
Clavispora lusitaniae ATCC 42720 is the source of this 1086-nucleotide messenger RNA. RefSeq lists its product as uncharacterized. The record is from RefSeq and is a predicted model, not a curated record. Lineage: Eukaryota; Fungi; Ascomycota; Pichiomycetes; Serinales; Metschnikowiaceae.